Molecule: messenger RNA, 480 nt
Organism: Ambispora leptoticha
Lineage: Eukaryota; Fungi; Glomeromycota; Glomeromycetes; Archaeosporales; Ambisporaceae
Source: the annotation of a GenBank genome assembly
UAUUGGGUGCAUGGCCAAGUCGGAAAAUUGUUCAUCAAUAGAAGAUAUACUGAUUUUUACAAGCUGCACAAAAGACUUGUGCACAAAUAUGGAAAUUCUGCUAUUCCACCGCUUACCCCAAAGAAGCGAUAUGGAAGAUUCAAUCUUGAAUUUAUCGAAUUUAGACGGUUUCAUCUUGAGUUUUAUUUACAAUAUCUCGCAUUGACGAAUCGCGAUGAAUUAAUUAAAUUUCUUGGUGGAACUAAACAAGGUACCAAGAUAAUAACAGAUGGCGGUCCUAAGAUUAACUCAAAAAGCAAAUCAAAUAAAAUAAUUAAAUCUGAUCUUCCUCAACGCGGUUGUUUAAUCUCGGGUUCCCGACGCAAUGAAAAGAUUCGUGUUCAUUUUGCUGACGAAGUUGUUAACAAUGAAAAGGCUUCUCGAAAUCCUGCCACUAGACAUCACGUAGCUCAAAAUUCAAAUAUUACUUAUUAUAUGUAG